AUGAGUUCAGGUGAGUUCCAGGUGAGUCCAAUACCGCUGAAGCGCGUGCCCAGGAAGCAGGUGAUAAGUGAGUCCAGGUUACAUGGGAGAUUCCACGAGCUGGCUCCUCACCUAGUACCACUGGACUACACCAACCAGCCUGACAUCAGACUCCCCCUGGCACUCAUCGUCAGCAUGCCAGAACUCAAAGCCAACCCUACAGAGAACCCGUUCAGAAACCGCAUCGUGGAAGUCUUCUCUGAGGACGGACAAGGCAACUUGAGCUUCAAUGACUUUGUAGACAUGUUCUCUGCUCUCUGCGAAACGGCUCCACGAGAACUGAAGACCAUAUAUGCUUUUAAAAUCUAUGAUUUUAACGUGGAUAACUUCCUGUGUAAGGAGGAUCUGGAGAAGACGUUGAACCGGCUGACUAAAGGAGAGCUGACCCCUGAAGAGGUCAAUCUGGUCUGUAGCAAGGCCAUGGAGGAGGCUGACCUCGACGGGGACAGCAAGCUCUCCUUCUCGGACUUCGAGAACAUGAUCUCUAAAGCUCCAGACUUUCUAAG
Oncorhynchus nerka (sockeye salmon) is the source of this 545-nucleotide messenger RNA. Its product is annotated as calcium and integrin-binding family member 2-like. Gene Ontology annotation, biological process: calcium ion homeostasis. The transcript has 5 exons. NCBI's taxonomy places the organism in Eukaryota, Metazoa, Chordata, Actinopteri, Salmoniformes, Salmonidae. The record is from RefSeq and is a predicted model, not a curated record. The annotation marks the transcript as partial. Gene Ontology annotation, molecular function: calcium ion binding; magnesium ion binding. Gene Ontology annotation, cellular component: cytoplasm; cell periphery; stereocilium.